UGUAUGGAGUGUCCAGCAGGGUAUGUGCAGGGCAGCGCGGGCUCGACUUCGUGUACGGCGUGUCCUGCAGGCUCGUAUCAGAACACGACCGGGUCGUCUCAGUGUAUGGAGUGUCCAGCAGGGUAUGUGCAGGGCAGCGCGGGCUCGACUUCGUGUACGGCGUGUCCUGCAGGCUCGUAUCAGAACACGACCGGGUCGUCUCAGUGUAUGGAGUGUCCAGCAGGGUAUGUGCAGGGCAGCGCGGGCUCGACUUCGUGUACGGCGUGUCCUGCAGGCUCGUAUCAGAACACGACCGGGUCGUCUCAGUGUAUGGAGUGUCCAGCAGGGUAUGUGCAGGGCAGCGCGGGCUCGACUUCGUGUACGGCGUGUCCUGCAGGCUCGUAUCAGAACACGACCGGGUCGUCUCAGUGUAUGGAGUGUCCAGCAGGGUAUGUGCAGGGCAGCGCGGGCUCGACUUCGUGUACGGCGUGUCCUGCAGGCUCGUAUCAGAACACGACCGGGUCGUCUCAGUGUAUGGAGUGUCCAGCAGGGUAUGUGCAGGGCAGCGCGGGCUCGACUUCGUGUACGGCGUGUCCUGCAGGCUCGUAUCAGAACACGACCGGGUCGUCUCAGUGUAUGGAGUGUCCAGCAGGGUAUGUGCAGGGCAGCGCGGGCUCGACUUCGUGUACGGCGUGUCCUGCAGGCUCGUAUCAGGGCAGCGCGGGCUCGACUUCGUGUACGGCGUGUCCU
Molecule: messenger RNA, 729 nt
Organism: Guillardia theta CCMP2712
Lineage: Eukaryota; Cryptophyceae; Pyrenomonadales; Geminigeraceae
Exons: 8
Source: RefSeq, a predicted model, not a curated record